UCUACGUUGAUUUGUUUAAGUGAUCCCUUGUAAAGUUACAGGUGACCGAAAGUUUGUGAAGUCCUGCUGAGCGCUUCGCUGUGCAACUUUGGACCGGCUUGGGACAGUCUUACUAAUGGCAGGAUGGAGUUGUCUUUAGUCAAGAUGAGAAGAAAGGAGGCCAAGAAGAAGCCUGAAAUUGCAGAAUGCUAUGAAUUUCAUUAGAGUGUGGGAAUCAGAUGUAUUCUGGAAAAGUGAGCAUUUAUUGCAAUGGAUAAAAAAUAUUUACGCCAAUGGAGUGCUGAUCUAUCACCCGAGAUGGAGCUGUCUAUCUGUAACUCGCAAGAUACUCAGGUACAAGGUGACAAGAGCAGUGGAAUCUCACAGGAUCGGUCCACUCACAGCACAAACCUAAACCCACUUAGUAAUAUGUUAAGCAACCACACUGCCCUGGAUUCACCUUCUCACAGUAUUUUUUCAAGUCCUUUUCAUUUGCCAAACUACUUAUAUCCAAAUUUGAACCAAGGCCAUCUCCAAAGUGACAUACCCAGUGUUCCUGUGCUGCAUCAUCCAGUUGGGCAGCAAGCCCUUGUAUAUCAGCCACGGCUGCAGACCCCUGAACCUCAAGAACAACUAAUCAGACAGCAUAUGGAACAUUUGCAGAGGCUGGUACAGGAGCAAAACAGGAUUAUAUCUCUAAUCAAUCCAGGGUUGAUGUUGCCCGCUGCCUUACCUCUGCAUACUUUGAAUCAAAAAAGUAGCUUGCCGACAAAUGUAGAUACUUCUGUUGUGCCCAAAAUGUACCCUCCUGUCAAAGAAAAAACAACUGACAAAACCAGUCUUGAAAAUGAGAGGCAAUCAGAGAAAAGUGAAAUCCCAGAAGCUGAACAGAAACACCUUAUUCAAGAUGACAACAUUCCAGAAAAAGAUGAAACAUGCCAGAGGAACCUGUCUCCAAUUAAAGAGGAAGCAACCUGUGAGCAAGGAGAGGACCUGGUUGUCACUAGCCCUUUUGGUAUCAGAAGGAAGAAGUCACUCAACCCAGAGGAGAGACCAAUCCGACCUGGAAUUGGGGUGAGGCAGAAAACAUUUGAAGAGUUUGUGGAAGAACAACUAAAAAAGGACACUGAAAUUCUCCAAAAAGAUAAAAAGGAAGAGAAGGAUACUAAAUUAUCUACUAAGAAGUCCUUCUUAAAGAGGGGAGAAGGCGUUUCCCGGAUAGGAAAAAGUAAAGAGGAGAUGAGUGCUUCUUUGACCCAGCUUCCCAGGAGAGUGAGUUUCACAGGUCAUCAUCGACAAUCUUUACCCACCCUGCCUGGCACUGAACAGUUUCAAGAAAGGAAGAAGACCUUGGACAGACAAUAUAGUAACCCUGCAAUUACAUAUUUAAAAGGCAAUUCCUCAGUAGCCUCAAAUGACAUUAAAGUAAAGACUGACAAUAUUUCAGAGGAUAAAAUUGAGGGUUGUCAAGCAGCUCAUCAUUUCAAAAAUACAGAAAAGAUAGAGGAAGAGGAAAAUCAUGGUAGGGGAAAGAUGGUAAGGUCCCGAAGCUUAAGUCUAUCUUCUUUGGCUACCUCUGUGGACUCUAGUUUUCCUAGGCACAUAUGUAUAGCUGAGAAAGAUUCUUUAUCUAAAAAUAUGCCAAAUGCAACAGAAACCCAUGAAACUGACAUGUCAGUGUCUGCUGAGCAGAAGAAUUCUAAGUCAUCAGACAAAAGUGGAGCAAGUGCUGGCUUUAAGAAAAUCAAUGAUCGUAUAGUGAAGGUCAACGAAUCUAAUGAAAGUGGAAGUGAGAAAAGUGGAAAGAGUUGGAGUCAACUGGCUUUGAGCAUUAAAAGUGAAGGUAGCAGCAGCAGUAGUGAAGAGGACCCAAAGUCUCACUGUCAUAAUAGUCCUGCCAAAUUUAGUGUCCAGAAGCUGAGUCACAAUGAUGUGAACUUAGACUUGUCCGAUCCUGAUUAUGCCAGUGAUGCACCUAGUGGCACUGAACAUAUUGUGUGCCGACCUCAGACACCACACAGGCACAGUUUUCUCCAUGACCUGUCCAGCACAAGCAGUAGUGAUGACAGCAGCAAUGAGCCCAGGCAAUACUGGCAUCACCAUAAUAAUCGACCAACCUCCAGCCAGCAUACUCGUCUGCUGAGGAAGCAGAACAUAGAAAAGAUAAGAGCACCAUCAGUGUCAAAAAAUGAAAAGCUUACUAUGGAGGCGGUGCCCACCUCAGAUAUUCUGGCAGGCCUCUUCCCUGGAUUUAAAUCAAAAGUAAAAGGUCAAGCUCACAAUGAAGAUGGUAAAGGAUUCUUGACUACUGCAGACAAGGGCAUUGAAGAUGAAGUUCAGCCUAGGUUAAAAAGUGGACUGGAGAGUAACACACCUCUGAUGGACAAGAUGAAAGAUGGACAGGAGAAGGCUCUGCAUCUUAUCAGGCAGAAGAUGGAAUACUUUAGCAAAAGUAAUGAGGAGCAUUAUGAGGAAGAACAACUCAGAGAAGAAAAGAAAAAAUCCCUGAAAUCAAAAAGCAGAUCCAGCACCCCGGUUGUAAACAUCAAAGGAAAGGAGGAAAUGCAAGUUUUGAAGGACCAGAUUGUCGCACUUCAAGAAGAAUUUAAAAAGAAUGAGUCACGUUGGUCAGUUGCUCAUGGUCAGCUGCGAAAUCAGGUGGAUGCUCUCACUAAGGAAAAUCUAGAGCUGCGAGGAAAGCUUAAAGUGUCGAAGUGGCACAUUCAUGAUUCUUUAAAGAAGCAAGUGGAUGGAUUGUCUCCUCGCAAGCAUGCAUCACCAGUUUCAGAAGCAAUACUCAUGGGUACAAGUCAGGGUCGAGAUGAGGACAAAUUGCCCACUAAUCAGAAGAGUCGCAGCUCCACACCUGUCAUGAGAAGACAACUUACCCUAACUCCAGAGAUCAAGUUGACAGAAAAGAAUGAAAAUGUUAAAGUGACAGUCAGAAGCCUAGCAGGGGUAACUGUCCACUCCCGGAGUGCCACCCCAACAUUAACUGGAAGGAAGACUCCCAUUCAAGGCAAAGUAACUCCAUUUGAGCCUGAAGCAGCAACACUACGAAUCACCACAAGUCACCAAAAAGCCAAAGAGAGACGAUCACCAGUGCCAAAAGUAACCCAGAAUCUCCCUCCAAGCAGCCGUACUAGUAAAGCAUCGCAUUCAGGAAGUUCAGAAGACGUACAACAUGCAAAUGAAAAAAAUUCUCAAGAGUCAAACUCCAAAUCACAAAGCAGUAAUGAUGAAACAGAAGUGACACAAAUUACAGGACUGGCAAGAUCCCAUGGAAGAAGAACACCUAUCUUGGAAAGCAGAAGUGGCAGUGGAAAACCAAAUGGCAGAAAGACUCCUUCAGUGGAUAAAGUGACAGCUUGUGAAAGUGAACUCAAGGAAACAAGACCCAAUUCUGUAUUAUCAAGAAGGGAAUCGCCUUACAUGAGAACCAAAGAAAGUGAUGAUGAGGUGAUGGAAGAAACACAGUUUCCAGAUGGGAAGACAGAGCAGCUGUUUUCCAAUGGUCGCAGGGUUAUUAUGUUCCGUAAUGGCACGAAGAAAGAGAUUGAAGCAGAUGGGAAAUCGGUUACAGUAACAUUCUUUAAUGGGGACGUGAAAAAGAUCAUGGCUGACGAAAGAGUGGUUUAUUACUAUGCUGAUGCUCAAACAACUCAUACCACCUUUCCCAGUGGCCUUGAAGUGCUAACAUUUCCAAACAAACAGAUAGAAAAACACCACCCAAAUGGUACAAAAGAAAUCAUAUUUCCAGAUCAUACUGUAAAACACCUGUACCCUGAUGGUCGUGAGGAAAGUGUGUUCCCCGAUGGCACAGUGGUAAAGCUAGACAAAAAUGGAGAAAAGACUGUUGAAUUUAGCAAUGGCCAGCGGGAGAUCCAUACUUCACAAUACAAGAGAAGAGAGUACCCUGAUGGAACUGUUAAGACUGUGUAUUCAAAUGGACGUCAGGAAACCAAGUAUUCUUCAGGACGUGUCCGAAUCAAGGAUAAAGAGGGUAAAAUCAUACUUGAUAAGAAGUGAUUUAAAGGAAUGUGCAAUUUGCGUAAGAUCUGAAGAGGAGUUUAUCAACAUAAAGUUUAAAACUUUAUAAAGUUUUGAAUAACUAAAAAAGAAUUUUUCUGACAAACAUAAAACAAUGUCUGCUUAAGGAUUGAUAAAUAC
Messenger RNA from Polypterus senegalus (gray bichir), 4149 nucleotides. Its product is annotated as centromere protein J. Gene Ontology annotation, biological process: cilium assembly; centriole elongation. The transcript is spliced from 20 exons. Gene Ontology annotation, cellular component: centriole; centrosome; nucleus. Gene Ontology annotation, molecular function: tubulin binding. NCBI's taxonomy places the organism in Eukaryota, Metazoa, Chordata, Cladistia, Polypteriformes, Polypteridae. The record is from RefSeq and is a predicted model, not a curated record. The coding region runs from base 250 to 4008 and encodes 1252 amino acids.